Molecule: messenger RNA, 5070 nt
Organism: Sphaerodactylus townsendi
Lineage: Eukaryota; Metazoa; Chordata; Lepidosauria; Squamata; Sphaerodactylidae
Gene: SEPTIN8
Product: septin 8
Exons: 10
Coding region: 262-1545 (427 amino acids)
Biological process (GO): cytoskeleton-dependent cytokinesis
Cellular component (GO): septin complex; septin ring; microtubule cytoskeleton
Molecular function (GO): GTP binding; GTPase activity; molecular adaptor activity
Source: RefSeq, a predicted model, not a curated record
AGGCUAGCUGAGAUACGUGGAGGCUCUCUUUGCAGAGGGAUCCGUGUUCCCCCAAGUGCUCCUGACGGCGUUAAGCUCCGGGCGAGGGCGGCGCCCCGCGUUCCUCCGCCGCCUCCGAGGGGGAGUUUCCAGGAAGUGGCCAUAUUGGAUUCAUUCAGUUGCAUCAACCCAAAGAAGAGAGCAGGUUCCCGCAAGGCGGCUUGACGGCCACAGACCUAGAGGAGAAGCCCCUCGUCCUUUGCUCCCUGGAGAUCUCCAGCUAUGGCCGCGACAGACGUAGAGCGCUUUUCUAAUGAGGAGAAACGGAAUCUCUCUCUGGGGGGCCAUGUUGGAUUUGACAGUCUUCCUGACCAGCUUGUCAGCAAAUCUGUGGCACAAGGCUUCAGCUUCAACAUCCUCUGUGUGGGUGAAACUGGAAUUGGGAAAUCCACACUGAUGAACACACUUUUUAAUACGACAUUUGAGACCGAGGAAGCCAGUCACUAUGAGAACGUUGUCCGCCUACGGCCACGGACUUAUGACCUGCAGGAAAGCAAUGUUCAGCUGAAGCUGACAAUUGUGGAUGCUGUGGGGUUUGGGGAUCAGAUAAAUAAAGACGAAAGUUACAGGCCAAUAGUUGAUUACAUUGAUACACAAUUUGAAAACUACUUACAAGAAGAAUUAAAAAUACGUCGUUCUCUCUUCAAUUAUCAUGAUACGAGAAUCCAUGUCUGCCUUUACUUCAUUACUCCAACUGGACACUCACUUAAGUCCUUGGAUUUGGUAACCAUGAAAAAACUGGAUAGUAAGGUGAACAUUAUCCCUAUAAUUGCCAAAUCUGACACCAUUUCCAAGAGCGAAUUGCACAAAUUUAAGAUUAAGAUAAUGAGUGAGCUGGUCAGCAAUGGAGUCCAGAUCUAUCAGUUCCCCACAGAUGAUGAAGCUGUAGCUGAGAUUAACUCUGUUAUGAACGCUCACCUGCCAUUUGCUGUUGUGGGAAGCACAGAAGAGGUGAAAGUUGGAAACAAAAUGGUGAGAGCUCGGCAGUAUCCAUGGGGUGUGGUACAAGUUGAGAAUGAAAGCCAUUGUGACUUUGUGAAACUGCGAGAAAUGCUGAUCCGUGUCAACAUGGAAGAUCUUCGGGAACAAACUCAUACCCGCCACUAUGAGUUGUACAGGCGAUGUAAACUGGAAGAAAUGGGGUUCAAAGAUACUGAUCCUGACAACCAGCCUUUCAGCCUUCAAGAAACCUACGAGACGAAAAGAAAAGAAUUCCUUUGUGAAUUGCAGAGAAAAGAAGAAGAAAUGAGGCAGAUGUUUGUGAACAAGGUCAAGGAGACAGAGUCUGAACUGAAAGAAAAGGAAAGGGAACUGCACGAGAAGUUUGAACAUCUAAAAAGGAUACAUCAGGAAGAAAAGAGGAAGGUGGAGGAGAAGAGAAGAGAGCUGGAGGAAGAGAUGAAUGCCUUCAACAGGCGGAAGGUAGCGGUUGAAACUCUGCAGUGUCAGUCUUUGCAGGCCACUUCACAGCAGCCGCUGAAGAAGGACAAAGACAAGAAAAAUUAAUCUCACACACAGACUUAAAUACCAGGAGCGGACUUUGUACAUUCAUGUGUUUAGUUGCUUGCGCUUCCACCCUGUGAUCCAUUCUGCCUAUACCAUUAUGCAAGUGAGCCAGCAUGAAAGACAAAAUGAACAUCUUCUGUGUUUCUCGGAGAAAGGACUGAGUCUAUGCAAGAUGUAACAUUUUAAAAAGAAAUGAUUAACCUUGUACUAGCAAAUUCCCUUAUAUGCAUUGCAAUGCCUAGCUCUGAAAUAGCAGGAGUUUGUUUAUUUUAAACCCAGUACAUCUAUUUAUAUACUGACCUUACCUGUACCUAAUAAAUUAACCAUUGAAACUUAACUAAGAAAUUAAACAUAAAAAUUACCCUUGGGAACCUCACUUGUUUUAUCUUUUAAAAUCAUUGUGGUAUAAAAAUCACGAAAAUAUUUUGAACAAAUCAUCCCUUGAAUAUGUGGAGACACUUUAAAUUUAUUGUUUGAAGAAGACCCAGCUCCACAACUUCACUCUAGUGUUGUUAUUGAAACAAAACCCCUAAAUAUCUUUAAUUUUUGUAGUAGUAAUAAAAGUGAUAUUAUAGUGUUCAGCUUUUCUGUGCACUUGAAGUGCAACAUUACUAAAUAGGAAUUCUAAGAGGGCUUUCAUUGCGAUUAUGGAUCCAUGAAUGAGACUUUUUUCCAAUUAUUGUACCAGUGUGUGCUCCGGUCUGGUUAAUGUUUCAUUCUUAAAUUCCAUAACCCAAAGCAGGAUGUAGAAAACUUUUUAGGGUUUUUUUUAAAAAUCCCUUUCAGCAUUAAGGCCCAUUUCUUCAACAAUGGAGGUUCCGGGGUGGGGGGGUGUAUCUACUGUUGCUAAAAAUAUACAUUUUUAAAGCCAAGCCUGUGUGUUAUCUGUUCUACAGUGCCUGAAAAAGUACACAGAACUGGAAUAUUUAAGCAACAGUUAUUAUUGUUUAUGAUAGAAGUGAGACAAGCAGUAAAUAUGAUUUUCAGAGUAAGAUUUCCCCUGAAUUCCCUUUAGAGUGGUUUUGACAAUCAUAGAAGCACUUAGAUGUGAAUAUUUCCUUAAAAUCACAUCUCUGUGUGGUGACUUAUGUUGUUAGACAAAUAAAUGAACAUAGGUUUGCAUGGCUAGGGUACCAUUUGACCUAAUUCAGAAAUCUCUAGAUUUUUGACCAAAGAUAAGGGGAUGAGUGGCAUGACUUAAGGCUUUCAAAUAUGCCUUUUUUGCUAAAAAUUUUGGAACAAGAUUUAAUUUGAAACAAAGGUUUGUGGAAGGAUUCCCCAGCUGUUAAAUAACCGGCAGCCAUUGGAGCUGCUUCUGUUGUUUGCUAAGGUUGGGAGAUCCUUGUGCAUGUUGGAUACAUUCAUGAUUUAAAAUUUGAAACAGAAAUCAGCAAGUUUGAGAUUGAUAGCAGAUCUCCAGGUGAUGAUGAAAUUAGCUGUGGGACCUGAUUAAUUACAUGAAGGAACAUUCAGGGCAGGAAAAUAGUUUGAUCACAUUAUACCGUAGCUUAUAUUUAAUGCUUUUAGAACUGCAGUGUUUCACAAGAAACGUCACGCAAAAACAUAGGCUUGAAUCCCUGCCUAGACUAUCUAUGGGCACAGUGAGGUGGGUAGUUUUUUUUCCUGACUUUUUUCCCCCUGGGAGACCUCAUGGGAGAUAUACCUGGGAGUUUCCCAGGAGCACUAUUUGGGGGCAUUUGGAGCUACCCUGGGAGGGGGAAAUCAGUGAAAAUUGCCCUUCCUUGAAUGUGUAGCAAUUCUAGGUGGGGUCCUGGCCAAAUUCACAGCUAUUAUUUAUUUGUUGUAUUAGAAGGGGGGACAAAAACUUGACAGACACAUAAGCAUCUCUCAUUCAUGCUUUUUGUGCAAAAUGAAGCUACCUGUCAUGCCCUUAACCAGACUCAUCACCUCCAGAGGUUGUAGAAAUUGUUCCUCUAUGUUCUUCCCACCUUACUUUUGUUAAUGUUAACUGUUGUCAUAUCGCCUUUUCUCUGGAGAUGGUUUAGCCUCUCUCUAAAAAUUAUUUUUCGUGCUGUUUCGUAGCCUGUAUUUCACUUUUGAAUGGCAAGAGGCACUUUCCUUGCCUGCCCAGAAGUAGCAUUUAACCGGGCAGAGAUCUCUUAUGUUGCACGUUCUCUUCCAAAAGCCCAUUGUAAGCGCUCAAUAGUUGAAAUGUUGUCUUGGGUUUUUUUCCUCCCCCAGGGAAAAGGCAAUUGUCUGUCAUAGAUUGAAAAUCAUGUUAUACUAUUACUUGACAUUUGUAAGGAAAAAAAUUGUGAUAAAAUUUUACAGGUACUUUAAAUGGCAAGCCAUCUAAGAAAUGGUGGUGCAGAUAUUUACACUUUUUAGAAGUUUGUUAUAAUCUGAUUUUUUUAAAGAAAAAGAAAAGGCUGUGCCUCUGUUAACCUAAAUAUAUAUAUAUAUAUAUAUUAUUUCCUGGUGGGUAGGAGAAGGGGAGUUACUGUCUGUAUGGACAAAUAUGACACAUCAUGUACAAGAUGACAAUCCUGGCAAAGUGAAGUUGGCUGAAGUUGCAAAAUCAAUCACAUUUUCCUUUGUCAGAUGAAAGCUUUUGUAAAAGCCUGAAAACUAAUUUUGCGAAGGAGACUGCAGAGCAGGUCAAAAGUUUGAUCAGAUAUGCAAACUAGUGCAUCUGUUCUAACAAGUGUUGUAACCAGUACGAUUCUCUAUACAAAUAUUUUCUUUCUGAUUGGCUUGUAAGGGCUCAGUAUCUUUCCUCUUGCCUUUUUUUUGGAAGUGUGUGAAAAUCCAGCAGUAAUAAUAAAAAUAUUUUUUUAAAUGGCCACAAUGGCAAUAUUUUCCAUAUAUUUCUGAUGAAGACAUUCAGAAUGUAUGUAACAAUAUAUUACUUGUGUGUGCAAAAUAUGUAUGUAUAAAUAUACAUACAUUGUGUUGACCAUGUUGUCUUUUUUUAAAAUUACGGACCUAAACUUUGCCUCAAUCGUGUUAUCCUUUUGUAAAAGUUGUCCUCAAUAGAAAUUGCACACUUCUUCUUGGCUGGGAUCCUGUUUAGUAGCCCUCAAUGCCAUAUUUUUGUAUGAGACCAAACUCAGUUCAUGCAUAUUAUAAUUCUAUACAUUCGUUACUUAUUUAAUGAAUUACUUGUAGUUAUAAUGUGACAUUAAUCUUAAAUUAAAUUCACCUCUUGUGUUAGGUAAGGAAAACAGGAAAACUAAUACCAUUUGACUCAAUUUUUUUCUGUCCGAUAAAUAACUGGACUAAAGGAAAGAUGCAGCUUUUCAUGGAAUCUUCACUACUACAUGUUUUCCUGUUUUUCAAAGCUUGUGCAUUUGAGAUAGCUGUUUAUUUGUUAAUGAGAGCAAAGCAGAAGAUUCUACCUGGAAGACUAACCACACAAUGUUACAGAGACACAGUGGGAGGGAAUAGUGGAAUUGCUUUCAUGAAAUGUUAACAUGUCAUUCUCAUUUUUGUUUUACAAUUUUUUUUAAAGCUUUCAGGGUUUUUUUCAGUUUUCUUUGUACUAUUAUUAAAUGUUACAUUUUA